UUCCUUUGUGUUCAAUGGUGAUGACUGAUGAGUGAGAUAUCUCUUAUUACCUUCUUCUUCUUUGAUUUGUGAUAAAAGAUUCAGUUUUAGUUUAUUUUUGGGAAGCAAAAUGGGUAGAUCACCGUGCUGCGAUAAAUUGGGUUUGAAGAAAGGACCAUGGACACCAGAAGAAGACCAGAAACUUUUGGCUUAUAUUGAAGAACAUGGACAUGGAAGUUGGCGUUCAUUACCUGAGAAAGCUGGUCUACAUCGAUGCGGGAAGAGUUGCAGACUAAGAUGGACUAAUUACUUAAGACCUGACAUCAAAAGAGGCAAAUUCAACUUGCAAGAAGAACAAACCAUCAUUCAACUCCAUGCUCUGUUAGGAAACAGGUGGUCGGCUAUUGCAACUCAUCUGCCAAAGAGAACAGACAACGAGAUCAAGAACUAUUGGAACACUCAUUUGAAGAAACGGUUAGUUAAAAUGGGUAUUGAUCCAGUGACUCAUAAACCCAAAAACGAGACUCCUCUUGGUUUAUCCAAGAACGCAGCCACACUUAGCCACAUGGCUCAGUGGGAAAGUGCUCGCCUUGAAGCUGAAGCAAGGCUUGCUAGAGAAUCAAAGCUUCUUCACUACCAAAGCAAAGCAUCAUCCCAUAAUCAUCAUGGGUUCACUCAUAAGUCAUUGUUAACCACUUGGACAACAAAACCAAACCAAGGCAAUACAGACCAACAACAACAACAACAGCUUGAAUCUCCGACAUCAACAGUGUCAUUCUCAGACAUCAAGGAACCAUCCACUGGAAUCUCGGCCAAGAUGGAGUUCGUGGGAUCAUCAACGGGUUUGGCUCUGAUCAAAGAACCUGAAAACGAUUGGAUCAGUACAACGAUUUUCGAAGCCACGCAAAUGGCUGAAGGAGUGGAAGAAGGCUUCACGGGUCUCUUGCUAGGAGGCGAUACACUAGGACGGAGUUUCUCCACGGAUAAAAACGAGAGGGAGGGAAAUAAUAAUGAUGGUGAGUGCAACAACUACUUCGAGGACAACAAGAACUAUUUGGACAGUAUUUUCAACUUUGUUGAUCCUUCACCGUCCGAUUCAACUCCCAUAUUCUAAAUUAAGGUGGUUGAUAUUUUUCUUGGGGAAUGGUUUUGAUUCUUGUAGUUAUUAGUAGUUGUUUGAACCAAUCAUAUGAUCUAUCUUUCAUAUGAAAACUUUCAGAAGAAAGAAAACAAUUCAUAAAUAUCCAUUCAAUCUUUUCUAUGC
Messenger RNA from Eruca vesicaria subsp. sativa (arugula), 1243 nucleotides. The record is from the annotation of a GenBank genome assembly. NCBI's taxonomy places the organism in Eukaryota, Viridiplantae, Streptophyta, Magnoliopsida, Brassicales, Brassicaceae.